AUGUCCAACCUUCCCGUUGAGCCCGAGUUCGAGCAGGCCUACAAGGAGCUCGCUUCGACUCUUGAGAACUCUACUCUCUUCCAGAGCCACCCCGAAUACCGCAAGGCCCUCCAGGUCGUCUCCAUCCCCGAGCGCGUCGUUCAGUUCCGCGUCGUCUGGGAGAACGACAAGGGCGAGCUCGAGGUCAACCGUGGCUUCCGUGUGCAGUUCAACUCCGCCCUGGGCCCCUACAAGGGCGGUCUCCGCUUCCACCCCUCCGUCAACCUUUCCAUCCUCAAGUUCCUCGGUUUUGAGCAGAUCUUCAAGAAUGCCUUGACCGGACUGAACAUGGGCGGUGCCAAGGGUGGCUCCGACUUCGACCCCAAGGGCAAGACUGACCAGGAAAUUCGCCGCUUCUGUGUCUCUUUCAUGACCGAGCUGUGCAAGCACAUUGGCGCCGACACUGACGUCCCCGCUGGUGACAUCGGUGUUACCGGCCGCGAGAUCGGCUUCCUCUUCGGCCAGUACCGCAAGAUCCGCAACCAAUGGGAGGGUGUCCUGACCGGAAAGGGUGGCAGCUGGGGAGGCAGUCUGAUUCGCCCCGAGGCCACCGGCUACGGUGUGGUCUACUACGUCGAACACAUGAUCAAGCACGUCACCGGCGGAAAGGAAUCCUUCGCUGGCAAGCGCGUCGCGCUCUCGGGAUCCGGCAACGUCGCCCAGUACGCCGCCUACAAGAUCAUCGACCUUGGCGGUGCCAUCGUCUCUCUCUCUGACAGCCAGGGCUCUCUCAUCGUCAAGGACGAGUCUGCCUCUUUCACCCCCGAAGAAAUCACCCUCAUUGCCGAUCUCAAGGUUGCCCGCAAGCAGCUCUCCGAACUCGCCGAAUCCUCUGCCUUCUCCUCCAAGUUCACCUACAUCCCCGGCGCCCGCCCCUGGACUCACAUCCCCGGAAAGUUCGAGGCUGCUCUGCCCUCUGCCACGCAGAACGAGGUCUCCGGCGAAGAGGCCAAGUCCCUCAUCAACUCCGGCGUGCGCUACAUCGCCGAGGGCUCCAACAUGGGCUGCACUCAGGACGCCAUCGACAUCUUCGAGGCCCACCGUCUCGCCAACCCCGGCGACGCCAUCUGGUACGCCCCCGGUAAGGCCGCCAACGCUGGCGGUGUCGCCGUCUCCGGUCUCGAGAUGGCCCAGAACUCCGUCCGCCUCUCCUGGACCGCCGAGGAGGUCGACGCCCGUCUCAAGGACAUCAUGGACUCUUGCUUCCAGAACGGUCUCCAGACUGCUCAGAAGUUCGCCACUCCCCCUGAGGGCGUCCUGCCUUCGCUCGUCACUGGCUCCAACAUUGCCGGUUUCACCAAGGUCGUCGAGGCCAUGAAGGACCAGGGCGACUGGUGGUAA
This is a messenger RNA of Aspergillus puulaauensis, 1380 nucleotides long. RefSeq names its product glutamate dehydrogenase. Gene Ontology annotation, molecular function: L-glutamate dehydrogenase (NADP+) activity. NCBI's taxonomy places the organism in Eukaryota, Fungi, Ascomycota, Eurotiomycetes, Eurotiales, Aspergillaceae. The record is from RefSeq and is a predicted model, not a curated record. Gene Ontology annotation, cellular component: cytosol. The coding region runs from base 1 to 1380 and encodes 459 amino acids. The transcript has 2 exons.